Molecule: messenger RNA, 2607 nt
Organism: Hevea brasiliensis (rubber tree)
Lineage: Eukaryota; Viridiplantae; Streptophyta; Magnoliopsida; Malpighiales; Euphorbiaceae
Product: serine/threonine protein phosphatase 2A regulatory subunit B''beta
Exons: 13
Coding region: 391-2016 (541 amino acids)
Biological process (GO): protein dephosphorylation
Cellular component (GO): protein phosphatase type 2A complex
Molecular function (GO): protein phosphatase regulator activity; calcium ion binding
Source: RefSeq, a predicted model, not a curated record
AUUCACAUACCCUCUUUCUCCCCUUUACUCAAAUCUCUGCAUUUUCAUAGCUAAUCUUCCCAUUGAAUAGCAUCCAUCAUCAAUUGCAUAACAAAUUUUCCCUCACUUUCCCUCAUUUUCCUCCAUUUUCUCUUCCUCCAUUCGCCUCUUCUUCUCAAAAGAGAAGGACGCAAGGAGAUAGAAUUGUUUCAUUUUGUAAAGAUCUAGGGUUGCUUAUCCUCCUGGACCUUCAAAUCUGAGUUUCUUAACCUUAUCUCUCUAUACGUAUAUGAAAUUUCAAUUAAUUUAAGCACUGUAAAUCCAUUGAAAAGCGAAAAUUUAGAGCGCUUUGUUUUGGAAUCUAGGGUUCGGCGAUCUUUAUUUUUGGCCUGAUUUAAUUUGAUAUAAAUUAUGGAUACGAGUCCCGUUGCUGUUGGCGAUGUGGCGAUGCUGGAUGCAGAGUUGUUGCAGCUGCCGGAGGUGGCUCCCUUGGCCUUCAAAUCGUACCCAGACUUUGCACAGAAGCUCUUCGAGCAGUGGCUCGCCCUACCCGACGCUAACCGGCUGGUGACAUCAUUGCUUAAUGAUGCGAAGGCAGGUGCUCCCUUGAAUGUCUCUGGAAACUCUUCUAAUACAACUGCUACCACAAGCAGUUCUUUGCCUUCCAUGUUUCCUGGAGGAAGUACUCCUCCUCUUUCUCCCAGGAGUACAUCUGGUUCCCCUCGUAUAACGAAACAGAGAGCUGGCCCUUCUAAUUUAGGUUCUCCUCUAAAAGUAGUUAGUGAGCCAGUGAAGGAGUUGAUACCGCAGUUUUACUUUCUAAAUGGCCGUCCACCUCCAAAUGAACUAAGGGAACAAUGUUUGCUUCGGAUCAAUCACUUUUUCUAUGGUCGCUUAGAUGGGCUGCAGUUACAUGAAUUCAAAUCUGUCACCAAGGAAAUUUGCAAGCUGCCCUCAUUCUUCUCCACAGUUCUUUUCAGAAGGAUUGAUGUUAACGGCACUGGUUUUGUGACAAGGGAUGCCUUUGUUCAUUAUUGGCUAAAUGGUAAUAUGCUGAUGAUGGAUAUGGCGACUCAAAUGUUUAAAAUUCUAAAGCAACCGGAUCUCAAAUACCUCACUCAGGAAGACUUCAAACCUGUGCUUCGAGAAUUAUUGGCGACUCAUCCAGGAUUAGAGUUCCUACAGAGCACACCAGAAUUUCAGGAAAGAUAUGCUGAAACUGUAAUAUACAGAAUAUUUUACUACAUAAAUAGAUCUGGGAAUGGUCAUCUUACCCUUAGGGAGCUGAAACGUGGAAACUUGAUUGAUGCAAUGCAGCAUGCAGACGAAGAAGAGGACAUAAAUAAAGUUUUGAGGUACUUUUCUUAUGAACAUUUUUAUGUGAUAUACUGCAAAUUUUGGGAACUGGACACGGAUCACGAUUUUCUGAUUGACAAAGAGAACCUGAUCAGAUAUGGUAACCAUGCACUUACCUACCGGAUUGUUGAUAGAAUAUUUUCCCAGGUUCCGAGAAAGUUUACUAGUAGGGUUGAAGGGAAAAUGGGAUAUGAAGAUUUUGUCUACUUCAUACUGUCAGAGGAGGAUAAGUCAUCUGAACCUAGUCUUGAGUACUGGUUCAAGUGCAUAGAUUUGGAUGGAAAUGGAGUUUUGACGCGAAAUGAAAUGCAGUUCUUUUAUGAAGAGCAGUUGCAUCGAAUGGAAUGCAUGGCCCAAGAGCCUGUGCUGUUUGAAGAUAUAUUAUGCCAGAUAAUUGACAUGAUUGGACCAGAGAACGAGAGCUAUAUCACAUUACAUGACCUGAAAGGUUGUAAACUUUCAGGAAGUGUUUUUAACAUCCUUUUCAACCUCAAUAAGUUUAUGGCCUUUGAAACUCGUGAUCCAUUUCUGAUUCGUCAGGAGCGUGAGAAUCCAACAUUGACGGAGUGGGAUCGCUUUGCACAUAGGGAAUAUAUUAGGCUUUCAAUGGAGGAAGACGUUGAAGAUGCCUCUAAUGGAAGUGCAGAAGUCUGGGAUGAAUCACUUGAGGCUCCAUUUUGAGGUUAUUUAGGUUUUUGAAUGAACGCUUCAAAUUCUUCUAUGGAGAUGUGAGGCAGGGAAACAGUAAACUCAAAGGAUCAUUCUUUCAAUGGUACGUGGCAGCUAUGAACUUUUUAAAGGGAAAGUCCAAGCUCAGUGAGGUGGAAUAUAUCUUUUCCAAUUGCCAGCAGAGAAAUUAUUAAGCCUUUGUUGUGUGCGUAUUGAAAAACAAUGGAGGAACAUUACAAUGGAAGUGCUGGUUCAUGAUGCUAAAGUUACUGGAAAACAGAGAUAGUUACCCAGAGGUGAGAUUUUGAUUGUCCGGGUUGAAGUAGCUCAGAACAUUUAGUGCAUUUUUUAUUUAUCAAUUUGUAAGAUAUAAAUCUAUUGUCAAGGUCUUUCCCCUUUUAAUUUAGCAGUUGGUUCUUUUGAUACAUUUUGCCUGUAUGGUAACAUCUUGGGUGCUGGUUGGGCAUUGUUAUCAAUUUUUUGGAUUGUCAAAUAUCUAUUACUAUUUUCUUAGAGUUCCCUCCCCACUUGAUGUAUACAAAAUAGUAGCUUGUUGUCUAUUUUCUAUUUCAAAAUUUUCAUAAAAGAGUUGCCUAUUAGCAA